AUGAAAUUUGACAAAAUUUUGAACCUCAAAAUUACCUUAAAUAAUAACCCUACUAACAUCCUUAAUAACCUCUGCACCGGCCUCGAAACCUUCCUCGGCUUCAACUCUGCUUCCAAAGGCUACGACGGCUCUGGCAUUGUGUACUCCGACCUGGAUAGGCUGUGUGACGGGGUGAUGGGAUUUUUGAGUGGUGUUCUCAGUAACAUCAAAGAGCAUUUAGGGCAGCAUAAAGAUAUUAUUCAGCCUGUAAUUGAUACACUUAACACCAAUAAACACGGCGGUAAAAAAGGUUUUAAUGAAGCGAUUGGAAGUGUGGUCGAAGGGGUGCGGGGGUAUAAUAAGGCAGUGGAGCAGUCUAAUACCUCCAUAAAAACUCCGAUAAGAAAUUUGUAUAGCUACUUGAAACCUGAAAAAGGUGAGUUAACUAUCGGUCUUAAUGCUUUGCAGGUCACCGAGCAGCCUGGACAACACGUUGUCGACCAAGCCGAGAGGCUGGUGGCGACAACCCUUCAGAAAUCUAAGCAAUUUGACAGCGAACUUAAACGCGUCGAAACACAUAUUAAUGAUCUAAAUGCAAAUUGUAAAACACUUGUAAAUCACGCACGUAAGAAUGUUAGCUAUGAGACUAAGCGGCUGGAGGAGCUGUCGAAAAGCGGCAAGACCAGCAUGACCGACAUGGAGCGGAAAAUCACCGACACGUGCCAGACGCUCAAGGAGGCCAUCAAAUCGGGUAUAACGGCAGAAGUGGAAAUCCUUGUUCGUGAUUUGAAGAAAAAAGUAUUCGAUAUUUUGAUGCAACUUAAGGACAUUAACGAGAAAUUGAAGGAGUACGUUAGGAAUCUUGAUCAGUGGAUGUUGAAGGCAAACGCAGUGGCGAGCGAAGCUGCGGAUGAAGCUAAAUUCAUAAAUGGGAGACGGCCCGGAUUGAAGAUCAGAAUGCAAUAA
This is a messenger RNA of Babesia bigemina, 945 nucleotides long. RefSeq lists its product as hypothetical. NCBI's taxonomy places the organism in Eukaryota, Apicomplexa, Aconoidasida, Piroplasmida, Babesiidae. The coding region runs from base 1 to 945 and encodes 314 amino acids. The transcript has a single exon. The record is from RefSeq and is a predicted model, not a curated record.